AUGGACUGGCGACUACUCGACUACGCCAAGGAAGCUGAGGAGACCGCAACGGGCCUACUCUCCUUCGAGAGUGAGAUCCCCCAAUAUCGCAAAGACGUCAGGAGCCAUAUCGCAGAGUUAUUUGCCAUAUCGCACGCUCUACUUGAGCUGAACGAGGCGCUGGAGUCGUCCCGCUAUGGCAGAUAUGCAGGCUUCAUACGAACGGAUCUGGAGGUUUGCCUCCCGAGCUUAGGACACACGCUUGACGAUGUUCAAGAAAUAUUCACCAGGUCCAAGAAGAGCAGGCACGCUGCGCCCGGUGCUUUUCCCGGCACACCACCGUAUGCACUCAUCUGGGAAGAUGCGCUUACGGAUUUCACGGCGGAAGGCAUGUCCUUACCCAAAAGAUUCGAGAUAGUUAGGACAUAUCUACAGUGCAUGCACGACGCUCUGAAGGGAAACGAGGAUGAGGCCGCAUUGGCUAAAUUCAAAGUCACGCUAUCCAGGCUGCUCAAGAAACAAAAGCCAACGCCGAUUGAAUCUUACUUCAGUAAGCUCUCAGUGCAUGGCAAUGGGAAGAGUGGUGCUAGAACACCAAAACCGCCUUCCCCCAAAGUGUCUAGACCGAAGAUACACCAACACCCCACGUAUCCGGCAGCCCAGUACGGGUACCAGCCAGCCCCGCUACCGCUACCUCAUCGAUCUCAUAUUGCACCAACGUGGGGAGGCAUAGGGGACAUACCGUAUAUUCCUCCCCCAGUGCCAGAAAUCCCUCAGUCGCCCACGUAUUCGUCCGCAUCAUCACAGGCCUACUCGAACCAGUCGACGGAUUCAGAGCCAGUCGCUCAUUGGGCAAUGAAGAUCUUCGAUGGACGACACGGCUCUACACCAUCUCAAAGCCCCUCGGAGCCUACUGAGUGCUUCGGGAGAGAUGAACCAAGAGUGAUUGAGCUGUUAGACACCGAUGGCUUUGAAAGGAUUCUAGAACUGCCAUUCGAAGCAACUGAGGUCUGGAUAAGAAUUUACUGGAGGGCCGACGACAACCGUGCACGAAUACUCUUCCUUACUACGGAUCACAAUGGCAACCGUGUGAGGUACCAGGUUCCAAUCACCGCAUUAGCAGUACGGCGCGCAGGAUCGUGCUUGCAGCUCUGUCGCAUCAAUCGCCAAGAUGGUCAACUUGACCUGUGGGCUAGACUGCGCUUCCCUCUAUACGAACGUAUGGUACUUUUCUAUUGUACCGCCAUAGCUAUGAAGCGCCAGGACCACACUCCCAUUGCAGAGGGGCUCGAAGAUGUUUUCCUGCCAGGAGAAAGGAUUAUGUUUGCAGGCGAGACCGUUGACGGCAAGUAUCUCCACGUCUUCCGCGUCAAAUACGAUACGGACUCGGGCUGUGUACGGUUCGAAGCCACUGCUCGUCGCGGGCCUAUGAAGGACAUACCUAUCUGGACGGCGUUCGUCACGCCAUAUGUCGGACGCGGUGACUGGAUGAAGCGCGUCGGUCCAGAAACAAUCCAGUUCGAGAAGCUGCAUCCGUAUGUCUUCAGUGAUAGCUACAGGCUACCCAAAGGCCCUACGGGCAAGUACCGGUUGAGCUUUACUUCACCAGAAGGUAUUUGA
This is a messenger RNA of Alternaria triticimaculans, 1599 nucleotides long. RefSeq lists its product as uncharacterized. Bases 1 to 1599 code for a protein of 532 amino acids. Lineage: Eukaryota; Fungi; Ascomycota; Dothideomycetes; Pleosporales; Pleosporaceae. The transcript has 4 exons. The record is from RefSeq and is a predicted model, not a curated record.